Messenger RNA from Ostertagia ostertagi, 682 nucleotides. The record is from the annotation of a GenBank genome assembly. NCBI's taxonomy places the organism in Eukaryota, Metazoa, Nematoda, Chromadorea, Rhabditida, Trichostrongylidae.
AUGACGUUUAGCGCGCGGGCUGGAGUGAAAGUGAGCGGGCCCGACGACCUCUUUUCAGGACCUGUUCAACAGAUGAAGUCGGCUUCUCGGAGUGAUAAGUCAGCGAAGCCUACAGAAGCUCAGGGAUCAGGUCCCGGUGAUUCUUACCGAGAAAAGCGGAAAGAGGGGGCGAGUGAGGAAAGAGAAAAAGCAAGGACUCCCGUUGCAUCGCAAAGAUCCGAUGGAGAAAGGCUUCCCAUGAGCAUUCACAGCAGACCAAGAGCAUCCAGAACGUCCAGCACACGAUCAUCGAGCAAAAGUGUGAAGAGCUCCCGAAAGGAGAAGUCGGCAGAGCAUGCCAAAAGAUCUUGUGUAUGUUGCUGUAAGAGGUCAUCGAAAAACAAGAAAUCGCAGUCAAGAAGAAGUGAUGGCUCCUGGAGAUCUGGUAGAUCUGGAAAAUCUGGCAAAUCUGGAAAAUCCGGAAAGUCAGGAAAAUCAAAGAAAUCGGGAAAGAAUUCAGAGAAAUCGGGAAAAUCAUGCAAAUCUGGGAAGUCAGGCAAAUCGAGAAAAUCUAGAAUAUCUUGCUCAUUCCGAAAGGCUAAAAAAUCGAAAAGCUCAUCCACUAGAUCGCAGGGGUCCGAAAGGAAUGUUAGUGAACGGUCAAAACAAAGGAAGAUCCGAUCGAAGAAAUCUCAUUCGCGUC